GACCCAGUUCAAAGCUACAAAAGAUCUAGCAUGCAGAGGCUGCAGGUCGCAUACAAUGAGGCUAUGCGCAUUCUUUUCAAAAAACAAGAAAGAAAUAUAAAGCACUUUUAAGAAAUUGAAUGUUUAAAUUCAUGCAACGACUGGAAGAAUCUGGGAAUGGUAUCAUAAUGGUACUUAAUAAUACUAAGUCCCACUUUGAGCUGUACUUGAGCUGUACUCGCUGUACCUCCAGUCUGAGGGUGCACUGGCUGAAUUUUUUGUGUAUAAUCUGAUUUUUAUUUUUAUGUUUUUUUCAGGCAACACCGGGGUCCUCUGUGGGAAAGUUACAGUUCUGGAUGUUCUUUCUGGGGACACUAUCUGUCUUUUUCACAGCUUUUGCACGUCACAUUUCAGUGUAGAUAAUGCAUGCACUCAUAUUUAUUGUAUACAUAUAGAACAUGUACUUCUUCCUUGAUUACGGAUAGAUGGUUGCACGUGUGCAUACAGGAAUAAUCCCAGUGUAAGCACAUGUGUCUUUUUACCAGUAUCAUUGUUUUCUAAGAACAUGUAUACUAUAUAUGCAGAUUGUAGCAUUUUCUUACUGCCUUGCUUUUUUAAUGCUGACAUGUCACACCAAAUUUCCCCUGUGGGGGAGUUAAUAACAAUAAAUAUUAUCUUUCUUGUUACCAUUCAUGCUGCAGCCUAAUUCGACUCUACUACCUCAAAGGUGGAAAUAUCAGCGCUUUUAAAUCCACAACUGGCUGCUUUAGAUAGCUGUUUGUAGAUUCACUUACAUAUGAUUAAAAAAUAAUAAUAAUAAAAUAACACUAUGUAUAACAAAAAAUGUUCAUUGCAUUACACACAUACACAUUACAGAAAGCACUGUCUUAUCCAUGCCCCUCUGUUGAUUGUUUAGUGUUUAUUGUUCUUUGUUAGAUUAAUUGCAGGUUCUCUCUUUUUUAUUUUUGAAAUCUCUUUUUUUUAUUGUGCUAAGACUGGAUGGACUUUGUGAGUUUACUUAGAUUCCCUUUCAUGUAUUUUGGAAAAACCUCGAAACCUUGAAAUAAUGUACUUUUACUCACUAUUAGCUAAAGAAAAAUAAAUUUUUACAAAGAAUAAUAAUGUAAGCAAAUUUCAAAAAAAGUCUUUCUUACUGGUCAUGAAUAUAAAUGCCAACAUUAAAGAGCUCUAAUGCCAUCUAAUGGCGAGGUAUGUCGAGGGUGCUGUUCAAUACUUGUCCGCUAAGAGGCGCUGAAGAGUCCAUCACAGCUAGCGUGGUCACGUGAUUUCACCUACAACGUGUCCGUUUCCCUUUGACGCGACGGUGGGAGACAUAAACACGCUUUAGCUGCGGAAAUAAAUAAUGUUAAGUUGCGUUCAUUGAAGCCAUCAUGUCAGAGAGGCACCGGGCGCUGCCUUCGUGGAUGGCGAAGAAAGAGGAGAAAGCGAAGGGGAAGGAGCCUCUGAAGAGCAGGAGAAAGCAGAAAGCUGCGAGGUCCGCUUUCUACUGUAUGAACGAGAAGGAGUUGGUAGAAGCUGCUCUUUCUUAUCUUACCAGCGGCGCCUCUGAGGAUGUUGUGCUCCUGACUCACCAACAGGUUAAAGAAAAGACAACAGAGGAGAAGAAGAGGGAGAAACCUGCCACUUCACAGGAAACAGUUAAACCUCGAAUAGAAACUUUAGUAGAGGAGUCCUCCGACUGCGGGGGCGACGACAUGGAGGCGACAUAUGUCUCAGAGACAGACUUGGACAUCACAGAGUUGGAAACUCUGCCGUACACCAAAAACUUGCAGGAUCCUGCAUCUGAGGGUCAGAGGUCAGGAGCUGUUCAGGAUCGUGGCAGACUAAUGAACAGUGAUGCCCAGGCUGAGAAAGUGAAGGAACCAGCUGAAGCAGGAGAGAAGGAGGACGACGACGACUCCUUACGGCUUGUACGGGAAAUUUUCUUCACGUGAUGACACUUUUUUUUUCUUAAUAAAACUCAAACCAUUCACAAAUACUAUUGCACUGAAA
Messenger RNA from Mugil cephalus (flathead mullet), 1992 nucleotides. RefSeq lists its product as uncharacterized. Gene Ontology annotation, biological process: negative regulation of double-strand break repair via nonhomologous end joining. The coding region runs from base 1371 to 1934 and encodes 187 amino acids. Lineage: Eukaryota; Metazoa; Chordata; Actinopteri; Mugiliformes; Mugilidae. The transcript is spliced from 3 exons. The record is from RefSeq and is a predicted model, not a curated record.